CAAGAAUCUCACAAACCGCUGUCGCAAUUAAAUCAUGUCGGAUAUGAACACAGAUACACAAUCUCAAGGCUCGCCUGAUCCAGGCAAGCAGCCGAAACGAACAAGCAAAGCCUGCCUGGUCUGCCGUGCGAGGAAGAGCAAAUGCACAUUAGACACAACAGAUGGAGAACCUCAGCCACCAUGUUUGCGAUGUCGCAAAGAAAACAAGCAAUGUGUGAUCGGCAGCAGUAACCGUGGAGGUAGAAGGGUCAGAAGGUCAACGAUAGCUUCGCAACAAGCACAGCAACAGACGCAGACCAGUACACAGCCACAAGCGCAAGCUCGACCUCAAGCCCAAAAGACUGACUCCAACGAUGAAUCCGUACUCGGGACUCCAUGGAACCCGGGUACUGCACCUAACAACCCGUACUCUGACCCUCCACAACAUACCGUGACUGCUGCGAGUCCUUCAGUAACCAACACUGGUGUCAGUAAUCUGGACUUUGCAACCCAACGUCAAUUGUUCGACCCGCAUAGUCUUGCAAUGGAUCUCGAUCCUACUCUUGGGCCAUCAACGUCGAGUGGAUUGAGAUCAAACGAAGCUGCCACCCGAGAGUCGGCUCGCUCGUCGAGCUCUGACAACAUGCCCUUCAAUGAUUUGCAAAACCCUUCCGACGCAUUGGACAUACUGGCUCAAAUCGCGAGCAAUGACAACCAUCCCGGCCGCCAACCUGCUUGGCAAGAAAAACAAUCUACUCAUAGUCUUCGCGCAAACUCGUUAUACUCGAGCAAUUGGAAUCAUGAUAGCCUCGACUAUCACCUUGUCAGAACAGGCGCUCUGUCAUCGGCCAAGAUCACCCAGCUGAUUGAACGCUACCGUCAACACUACCACCCCUACUUUUCCAUCGCUCCUCCCAGCACUUUGGAUACCAACAACCUCACAAAGACCGCCAAGAACGAACCUCAUUUGUUGACAGCCAUGCUAGUCAUUGCCUCGAAAGAUUUGUUGGAAGAGCCACAUAUCUUCACAGCGUGUUCAGAAUACAUGCAAUCUCUGGUAUCUGUGUUGGUUGCCGGUGGUCCGGGAGGGGUUGAGGCAGUUGAGGGGUUGUUGCUUCUGGCUGAGUGGACACCAUACACGUCCAGAAGCCGAGCGGGCAAUGUCGGACGAGGUGAAGAGGACCGUGAGGCGUGGAUGCACGUCGGGACAGCUCUGCGUAUUGGUUACUACCUAAGCUUGGACAAGUACUCGUUUCCAGUCGCAGGAGACAUCAAAGACCCCGAAUGGAAACGGAAACGUCUGGUCUGGACUUGCUGCUACAUAUCAGACAGACAGAUCUCGAUUCGCAUCGGUCGCGCGUUCUGGAGUCGAGGACCUGGACCUGGUCUUGCCAUCCGGAAAGAGGACUUUCCUUACCAGCCCCAGAAUCCUGGUGACGAAGACUUUCCGAAACUGUUCCAAGCCACUCUGGAGUUGACGUUACUAUUCAGCAACGUACAUGACGUUCUGUAUAGCAGCCCGGGAAACAGUCUGCGGAACCAUCUGACUGGGGGCUACUACAUCAAAAUCGAUUUCCGGAGCGCGUAUUACGGAUGGAACGCUGUGUACGGGACCAUGACGUGCUCACCCAAUCUCAAAGCGAUGCUCCUGAUGUCUUAUGACUAUUUACGACUGUACACAAACGCCUUUGCAUUCCAUGCCACCAUACGACGUGCGCUUCCCGAAGGUGAGAACGGAAAGCCGUCAUUCAGUCGAGUGUUCUACAACAACGUUGGCGCGGUGGGAGAUGCGCGUUUCAUCUACGAAGGCCUCGAUGCUGCAAAGAGCCUGCUUACCACUAUGAACAACUUUGUUGACGCAGAGAGAAUGCUGCGGUACAUGCCCCUCAGGUUCUACCUCUUCACAGUAUACGCUGGUGUCUUCCUGUAUCAUGCGCGUUCAGUCGGUGUCAUGGCACCGGAAGAGGAAUCCUCGGUCAGAAGGAUGAUCCAGCAGACAGUCACAGUACUCCAAAGAUCCGGAGUUGGAGAGAGCCAUCCAGGAAGCAGAUAUUCGCAGCUAUUAAAGCUGCUCUGGGACAAAGUAGAUCGGAAGUCUCACAAGGGGCCACGAUCUUCACGGUCACUUGCCACGCUUGAGAAUCCUUACAGGCCAGUCAGCACAAGUGCUGCCACGCCGGCGUCGAACUCGGCAGCGUCGGCUUCGUUGGAGUCGCCAGCGGUGACAGAUCAAAUGGGUGAUUUCAGCUGGACAGAUUUAGAUGCGAUCGGGAAUUUCGCGGUGAACGGAAAUGAUGGCAUGUCUACGGACGCUGAGUGGUGGACGGGGUUCCUUCCUACGGAUAGUGGACCAUUAGGACCACUCAGUGGAUUAGGAUCGAUGGAUAAUUGGACGUUCAGCAUGUAGUCAUAGCAGGUAUCAGAGCGGCAUAAUGAAGAAGCGUCAAGUCUAC
Aureobasidium pullulans EXF-150 is the source of this 2432-nucleotide messenger RNA. RefSeq lists its product as uncharacterized. The record is from RefSeq and is a predicted model, not a curated record. The transcript is spliced from 7 exons. The coding region runs from base 35 to 2386 and encodes 783 amino acids. Gene Ontology annotation, cellular component: nucleus. Gene Ontology annotation, biological process: regulation of DNA-templated transcription; DNA-templated transcription. Lineage: Eukaryota; Fungi; Ascomycota; Dothideomycetes; Dothideales; Saccotheciaceae. Gene Ontology annotation, molecular function: DNA binding; DNA-binding transcription factor activity, RNA polymerase II-specific; zinc ion binding.